AUGUUAAUUGCGCCAUGGUUUUGUGAUGGUUGUGGAAGACAAAAUGGUAUUACAAGAUAUCAAUGUCAACAUUGUCGUGGAUUAAAUACAUAUGAUUUAUGUGAUCAAUGUAUAUUACAUGCACCGACAUUACAUCCUCAUCAUAGAUUUCAAUUAAUACAACAAGCUGGAGUUGGUACACCAACUAAUUGGGUUGGCCGAGAACAGCGAGCCGUACUUUAUUAA
This is a messenger RNA of Adineta ricciae, 225 nucleotides long. NCBI's taxonomy places the organism in Eukaryota, Metazoa, Rotifera, Eurotatoria, Adinetida, Adinetidae. The record is from the annotation of a GenBank genome assembly.